Messenger RNA from Lottia gigantea (owl limpet), 165 nucleotides. RefSeq lists its product as hypothetical. The annotation marks the transcript as partial. Lineage: Eukaryota; Metazoa; Mollusca; Gastropoda; Lottiidae. The record is from RefSeq and is a predicted model, not a curated record. The transcript has a single exon.
ACAUUCAUUAAACAGUGGAUAUUGCCCACAGUAUCUCAGUGGAUAUUGCCCACAGUAUCUCAGUGGAUAUUGCCCACAGUAUCUCAGUGGAUAUUGCCCACAGUAUCUCAGUGGAUAUUGCCCACAGUAUCUCAGUGGAUAUUACCCACAUUAUCUCAGUGGGUA